CGGCGCAGCUUCCACCGACGAUGAUAUUCCAGGCACUUGCGGCUCGUCUGCAGCGGUAGGAGCGAAAGGAGGCGAGAAACGAGAGAGGAGCUCACCUCCUCAAGCUGCGAGUGAGGCAGGGACGAAAAGAAAAAAAAGAGAGAGAGAGAGAGGAGAAAGAGAAGAAGGCUGUGGAGUAACAACCAAAGAAAGACAAGAAAGAGAGAGAGCGAGAGACAGACAGACAGAGAGAAGACGGCAGCGGCUCGGAGGAGGAGUGUUUAAUUGUCUGCGCUAAAGUGUUUUUUACGCACAGAUUCGACAUGUCAUCGUCCGGCAAAGACAACAGCGGUGCCCAACACGCCAAUUACGUGGGACCUUACCGUUUGGAGAAGACGCUGGGGAAGGGACAGACAGGCUUGGUCAAGCUCGGAAUCCACUGUGUAACAUGCCAGAAAGUCGCCAUAAAGAUUGUUAACCGGGAGAAACUCAGCGAGUCAGUACUAAUGAAGGUCGAGCGAGAAAUAGCUAUUCUGAAGCUCAUAGAACACCCACACGUUUUAAAGCUACACGACGUCUACGAAAAUAAAAAGUACUUGUACCUUGUGCUAGAACAUGUGUCUGGCGGGGAGCUGUUUGACUACUUGGUGAAGAAAGGCAGGUUAACGCCGAAAGAGGCCAGGAAAUUCUUCAGACAGAUCAUGUCUGCGCUGGAUUUCUGCCACAGUCAUUCCAUAUGCCACAGGGAUCUGAAGCCAGAGAACCUGUUGCUAGAUGAAAAGAACAACAUCAGGAUAGCAGACUUUGGCAUGGCCUCCCUUCAGGUCGGAGACAGUCUGCUGGAAACCAGCUGUGGAUCUCCACACUACGCCUGCCCAGAGGUCAUCAGGGGAGAGAAGUAUGACGGGAGGAAAGCAGACGUCUGGAGCUGUGGGGUCAUUCUAUUUGCCCUGUUGGUGGGUGCCCUGCCGUUUGAUGAUGACAACCUGAGGAAUCUUCUGGAGAAGGUGAAGUUGGGAGUGUUUCACAUGCCACACUUCAUUCCGCCAGACUGUCAGAACCUGCUCCGCGGCAUGAUUGAAGUGGAUGCUACCAAAAGACUAACGUUAGAACAGAUCCAGAAGCACACAUGGUACAUAGGGGGGAAGAACGAACCAGAGCCAGAGCAGCCCGUGCCCAGGAAGGUGACGAUCCGCAGCCUGCCCUCCGCAGACGAUAUCGACCCCGACGUCCUGGACAGCAUGCACUCCCUGGGCUGCUUCAGGGACAAAAACAAACUACUGAAAGACCUGCUGUCAGACGAAGACAACCAAGAAAAGAUGAUCUACUUCCUGUUAUUGGACCGUAAGGAGAGAUAUCCAAGCCAGGAGGAUCAGAACCUCCCCCCUCGUAAUGAGAUCGAUCCUCCACGGAAGCGAGUCGACUCCCCCAUGUUGAACCGUCACGGGAAGAGGAGACCGGAGAGGAAGUCCAUGGAGGUCCUCAGUGUCACAGACGGAGGCUCGCCUGUGCCGGCCAGGAGGGCCAUCGACAUGACACAGCACGGACAACGGUCGCGGUCUAUUAGCGGCGCCUCCUCCGGCCUCUCCACCAGCCCCCUCAGCAGCCCACGGGUAAGUUACCCCCACCCCUCCUCGAGGCAGCCCCUCCCCACCCCAAAGGGCACCCCGGUGCACACUCCCAAGGACAGCCCAGCCGGGACCCCCAACCCGACGCCGCCCCCCAGCCCUUCCAUCGGAGGCAUGCCGUGGAGGACGCGCCUCAACUCCAUCAAGAACAGCUUCCUGGGCUCACCACGCUUCCACCGCAGGAAACUCCAAGUUCCCACACAAGAGGAGAUGUCCAGCCUCACACCAGAGUCUUCCCCAGAACUUGCCAAAAAAUCCUGGUUUGGUAACUUCAUCAACCUGGAAAAAGAGGAGCAGAUCUUCAUCGUGAUCAAGGACAAGCCUCUCAGCUCCAUCAAGGCAGACAUCGUUCAGGCCUUUCUCUCGAUCCCCAGCCUAAGCCACAGCGUGAUCUCUCAGACCAGCUUUCGAGCGGAGUACAAGUCCACGGCCGGCCCCACAGUCUUCCAGAAGCCGGUCAAGUUUCAGGUGGACAUCACCUACACGGAGAGCACGGCCGCCACCAAGGAGAACGGCAUCUACUCCGUCACCUUCACCCUGCUCUCAGGACCCAGCCGGCGCUUCAAGCGAGUAGUGGAGACGAUUCAGAGCCAGUUGUUAAGCACACAUGACCAGCCUGGGGUCCAGCAGCUGUCUGACGAGAAGAACGGACAGGGGCCCUACGGCUCCGGCACGCCCUCCAAGCGCUGCCCCUCGCCCAUGCACGCCCGGAGGCACGAGCACGAGCAUAAUGACACCAAGUGCCCGGCGGCGGGCCGAGACAGGUCCAAGUUGUCGAUGGCGUCUCUGGGGACACAAGAGGAGUCUUAAACUGCGACACUGUGUAGUCGGGCCAGUGCUAAAAACCCAUCCCAGUAUAAGCCUGUGACAAAGAGAGGAUAUCUGUAUAUAGCUAGAUGUAUAUAAUCAUUUAUGGACCUUUUUUGUAUAAAAUAACUUUAUAUAGACAGAAAUAUAUUAAGAGAAAGUGAUAUUUUACAAGCAGCAUUCUGCACCUACACCUCAAACACACUCCUUCCAUUCACUUUUUCAUUACGCCUCAGUGUCCACCUCCACGACCACCACCACCACCACCACCACCACCAUCCUCAUCCACCUCCCCUCCACCCCAACAAUCUAACCGCCUGUGGCCCUCGCUCUGUGUGUUUUGCUCCCUUGCUGCUAACCUGUGUGAUGACCUGACUUGUUUCUGACACCAGGAAUUAUCCAGAAAACCUAUUAAGUCCCUGCUCCUCCUGCUCCUCCUACUCCUCCUGCUCCGUCCGCCCUCCCUCGACCACCUCUCCAACUCCCGACCCCACCCCGAGCGCGCCGCGAGAGACGGAGGACUGCUUUUAGAGGUACGCUCAGAAGUGGGGGGCGGGUGUUACCAUGGAGACAGUCCCUUCAUGCAGACUUCUACCUUCAUCCUCCUCCGUGCCCCUCGUCUACACCUCUGCCAGACGUCAUUAGAAGUAGCUGAAAAUACCUUUAGUGUUCCCCCUCCCCUCCCCAUCUUGGAAACACAGUAACACACACACAAUGACACACACAUGCAGCACAACUCAUCGCACAAACACCCUGAUGAAUCAUGAACUCACACACGCUCGCCCUCGCCGACCCAGAUGCCGCCUUUCCUCUUUACGAGCUCAAGGAGCAUUGAGUGAUUUGGAAAACAAGCAUUUUACAUACACACAUAAAAACAAAACAUUCACACGCACAGAAAACUCUGGGAUGUAUCAACAAGAACAUGAAGAACAACAACAAUAACAAAAAGAA
This is a messenger RNA of Hippoglossus stenolepis (Pacific halibut), 3365 nucleotides long. It is a transcript of the gene brsk2a, whose product is annotated as BR serine/threonine kinase 2a. Gene Ontology annotation, molecular function: protein serine/threonine kinase activity; tau-protein kinase activity; ATP binding. Gene Ontology annotation, cellular component: cytoplasm. Lineage: Eukaryota; Metazoa; Chordata; Actinopteri; Pleuronectiformes; Pleuronectidae. Gene Ontology annotation, biological process: microtubule cytoskeleton organization; protein phosphorylation; intracellular signal transduction. The record is from RefSeq and is a predicted model, not a curated record. The transcript is spliced from 19 exons. Bases 303 to 2417 code for a protein of 704 amino acids.